AUGAUUGUACUUGGAAAAAAGCGUCCAUUUAAUGGCCAGCUGAAUCCGCUGCACAGUUUUCAUGUCCUGGCGACCCCGCCGGCCUCUCCUUGCGCAGGAGACUCAACUCUCUGGACGCCGCACGAUGGCCUUCCCAUAGACAUCUCUGCAACCUCUGGAGCCCCUGCACAGGUCUCUGCGAGCCCAGAUGGCCACAACCCAAAGACGCCUCCCCCCGACCUGCCGUCGCUUCUCCUGGACAGCCGGAUAUGCUACCUAGGCAUGCCACUGGUACCUGCAGUCACGGAGCUCAUCAUUGGGGAGCUCCUGUAUCUGCAGUACAGAGACACAGUGAAGCCAAUCUACAUGUAUAUAAACUCUUCAGGGACGACACGGGCUGACGGAGAGACCGUGGGAUUUGAGACGGAAGGGACGGCGAUAUUUGACACGAUGUGCUAUGUCAAGAACGAGGUGCAGACUGUGGGUGUGGGAGUCGCAAUUGGGCAAUCUUGCAUGCUGCUCUCAGCAGGGGCUAGGGGCAAGAGGUUCAUGCUCCCACAUGCAACAGCCAUGCUGCACCAGCCACGAGUGCCACCUACUGGCCAGAGGCAGGCCAUCGAGAUCCAAAUCAAGUGGAGGGAAGUCCUUGCCCAGAAGCAGGCGCUGCUGAACAUUCUACACCACACAACGGGGCACUCCAUGGAAAAGCUGGACAAGGACAUGCAGCGGCCUCUCUACAUGCAACCCGCAGACGCCCUGGAGUAUGGAAUCGUUGAUCACAUAGUGAAGUCUGAGAAAGAUGUUGGGGGGGCCAUGAUUGACGAGGUGAAGAGUGGGAGCCAAUGGGACAAAGAGGCGGGAUUGGUCAGCAGACCGGUUCCCUCUUAG
Messenger RNA from Ostreobium quekettii, 867 nucleotides. The record is from the annotation of a GenBank genome assembly. NCBI's taxonomy places the organism in Eukaryota, Viridiplantae, Chlorophyta, Ulvophyceae, Bryopsidales, Ostreobiaceae.